Pogonomyrmex barbatus (red harvester ant) is the source of this 2628-nucleotide messenger RNA. RefSeq names its product cleavage stimulation factor subunit su(f) (gene su(f)). Gene Ontology annotation, molecular function: protein binding; mRNA binding. Gene Ontology annotation, cellular component: nucleus. Gene Ontology annotation, biological process: mRNA 3'-end processing. NCBI's taxonomy places the organism in Eukaryota, Metazoa, Arthropoda, Insecta, Hymenoptera, Formicidae. The record is from RefSeq and is a predicted model, not a curated record.
CACGCGCAUCAGCUCCGGAGCAUUCGUUGCAUUGUUGGCGUUUGCUUCUUCGUGACGACUUCGUUCAGUUGGGAUCCCUCAUCUUUUUCGCGAGCGAGUAUCACGGGAUCUACGCGUCUCGCGUGGGCUACUAGUUGAUAAGAUGACGGAAAACAAAACGGAAUUCGAUUGGGGAAAUGAGAAAUUACAACGUGCUCAGAAGACUGUCGAUGAAUCGCCAUAUGAUUUGGAAGCAUGGAGUAUACUCAUAAGGGAAGCACAAAACAGACCGAUUGUAGAAGUGAGACCAGUAUUUGAGAAACUUGUUUCAGUAUUCCCAUCAGCUGGACGAUAUUGGAAAAUUUAUAUAGAACAAGAGAUGAAAAUGCGGAACUUUGAGAAGGUGGAAAAGCUUUUCCAAAGGUGCCUCAUGAAAAUAUUAAAUAUUGAAUUGUGGAAACUAUAUCUUUCUUAUGUCAAAGAAACGAAAGCGAGUCUAACUACAUAUAAGGAAAAAAUGGCACAAGCAUAUGACUUCGCGUUGGAUAAGAUUGGCAUGGACAUACAUUCUUACAGCAUCUGGAAUGACUACGUUAUGUUUUUGAAGAGUGUCGAAGCAGUCGGAUCAUACGCGGAAAAUCAGAAAAUCAGCGCUGUACGAAAGGUGUAUCAACGAGGUGUUAUUAAUCCUAUGAUUAACAUGGAGCAAUUGUGGAAGGAUUACAUGGCAUUUGAGCAGAACAUUAAUCCAAUAAUCGCAGAGAAGAUGGCCAUCGAAAGAUCGAGGGAUUAUAUGAAUGCAAGGCGUGUCGCUAAAGAAUUGGAAGCUGUUACGAGAGGUUUAAAUCGGAGUGCACCCAGCGUUCCUCCAACUGGUCAUCCCGAAGAAGUUAAACAGGUCGAAUUAUGGAAGAAAUAUAUUGCAUGGGAACGGAGUAAUCCUCUUAGAACGGAAGAUACGUCGCUUGUUGCUCGCAGGGUCAUGUUUGCAAUCGAACAAUGUCUGUUAUGUUUGGGUCAUCAUCCUGCGGUUUGGCAUCAAGCAGCGCAUUUUUUAGAAUUGAGUUCAAAGAUACUGACAGAGAAAGGUGACGUGAAUGCAGCUAAGAAUCUCAGCGACGAGGCUGCUACCAUGUUCGAGAGAGCAACGAACACGUUAUUGUCGAAGAACAUGUUGUUAUAUUUUGCACAUGCGGACUUCGAAGAGGGUAGAGUAAAAUACGAGAAAGUUCAUCAAAUAUAUCAAAAGUUCCUCGAUAUACCUGACAUAGAUCCUACUCUGGCAUACGUGCAAUAUAUGAAAUUUGCGAGAAGAGCCGAAGGUAUAAAAUCUGCAAGAACAGUAUUUAAACGAGCACGAGAAGAUAUCAGAUGUAAACAUCAUGUUUAUGUUGCUGCUGCGUUAAUGGAAUACUAUUGUACUAAAGAUAAAAAUAUAGCAUUCCGUAUAUUCGAAUUAGGUUUAAAGAAAUUUGGAGAUAAUCCUGAUUAUAUUCUUUGUUACAUAGAUUACCUAUCGCAUUUAAACGAGGAUAACAAUACAAGAGUCUUAUUCGAGAGAGUAUUAUCUUCUGGUAGCCUGGAACCAGAAAAAUCAGUAGAUAUAUGGAAUCGUUUUUUGGAAUUUGAAUCUAAUAUCGGCGAUUUAGCUAGUAUCGUCAAAGUUGAGAAGAGACGAAGUGCAGUAUUGGAAAAGAUUAAGGAAUUUGAAGGAAAAGAAACCGCCCAAUUAGUAGACAGAUAUAAAUUUUUAGAUUUAUAUCCAUGUACUCCCAUGGAAUUGAGAUCAAUUGGAUACAUGGAUGUUUCAAGCGUUGCUAGAAAUUCUAUUGGUGUUAUACCCCGCGUACCUGAUCCAGAAGAAGCAAUUGCUGCGUUACCCAGACCUGAUUUAUCACAAAUGAUACCAUAUAAACCAAAAGUGAAUCCUUUGCCUGGUGAACAUCCAGUACCAGGUGGUUCAUUUCCAUUACCACCAGCCGCAGCUCAAUUAUGCACUAUGUUGCCGCCACCUGGUUGCUUUAGAGGCCCAUUCGUUGCCGUUGAUUUACUGAUGGAUGUUUUCAGCAGAAUUCAAUUACCCGAUCAUGCUCCAUUGCCAGUGGCAGAUAAUGGAUGUGACACAAAGUUGUUCGAUCUUGCGAAAUCUGUACAUUGGAUCGUCGAUGAAAGUAACGAUGGCAUGAGCAUCGGAUCGAAACGUAGACGAACGCGUUUAGGUGGCGACGACAGCGAGGAGGAAGAUUUACCGCCUCCACCUAUAAACGAUAUUUACCGCCAAAGACAACAAAAGCGAGUCAAAUGAAUGAUUCAUGAAAUGAAAAAGAUGAAUGGCUUAUAAAUGAAACAUAUAUGAAUGACCAUGUAAAUGAAACAUAUAUGAAUGACCAUGUAAAUGAAACAUAUAUGAAUGACCAUGUAAAUGAAACAUAUAUGAAUGGUCACAAUGAUUCAUGUCACGAAUAUAUUUUUAUGAUUUCAUUUUGUACCAUUACUUAUGUAGGAAGACACAGACUUAUCAUUAUUGUGAAAUAUACAUUUGUAAAGUUAUUAAAUAUCUUACGUGACAUCGUGCACGAUAUUUUGAGUACUAUGUACUCAGAAAUUUUAUCUUUGCAUCUUUUGAUUUAUUCUAAAAUGGAAAAAAAA